This is a messenger RNA of Phaeodactylum tricornutum CCAP 1055/1, 1431 nucleotides long. RefSeq lists its product with no specific name. NCBI's taxonomy places the organism in Eukaryota, Bacillariophyta, Bacillariophyceae, Surirellales, Neidiaceae. The record is from RefSeq and is a predicted model, not a curated record. The transcript has a single exon. Bases 1 to 1431 code for a protein of 476 amino acids.
AUGAUUGCUGCGUCCGCCCUCAAAUGCGCAUCCUAUGAGGGAAGGAGUGGCGUAGCUGCCGCGGUCCGGCUGGUGUCGUCAAUGCGUACUCGCAACUCCGAGACGAUCGGUGCAUUGUCGCCGUACUGCUACGAUCACACCCACUUGCCAUUGUCUACAACAAGGGCUCAGGCUUUCUCGGCUGCUUCCGCCGUGAGAGACUUUGCAGAUCCGCAGGGGGCGGCCCGCAAACACCGUCCGAUUUACAUCGCGGCGACGAGGCAGCACGUGGGCAAGACCUCGGUCAGUCUCGCACUGAUGAAAGGAUUGCAGCGCCGUGUUCCCAAAGUAGGUUUUCUAAAACCCGUUGGACAGCAUUCCGUACGAAUUGCCGAGCUCGACGGCAGUGUCGUGACGGUCGACAAGGACACCGCUUUGAUCGUUCAACACUUUGGACUUACACGGCAUCAGACAUUGCAAGAUGCCAGUCCAGUCCUCAUUCCGCCGGGGUACACAAAAGAUUACGUUGACGGGAAAAUUACGCUCGAUACUCAACGUGCCUCCAUCGGAAAAAGUUUUCAACGCGUCGCUUCCUUUGCCGAUAUUGUCCUCUGCGAAGGAACCGGACAUUGCGCCGUCGGUAGCAUCGUAGACGCCAGUAACGCCGCCGUCGCGUCUUGGCUCGGCGCCCGGAUGGUCCUUGUGGCCAACGGUGGUCUGGGGAAUUCUGUGGACGAACUUGAACUCAAUAAGGCCUUGUGCGACAAACAUGGGGUUGAGAUUGCCGGCGUUAUCAUCAACAAGGUCUUGCCCGAAAAGUACGAACAGACAAAAUACUAUCUGGAGAAAGCAUUGCACGAUCGGUGGGGUAUUCCCUUGCUGGGAUGCGUUCCGGAUCGGGCGUUUUUAGGAUGUCCCGCCUUGGCCGAUCUAGAGCGUCUCUUCCCCGGCGCGAUGUUAGUUUCUGGGCUCGAUCAUCGACUGCGACAUUAUACGGUGCAAGAUUUGAACCUCGUCGCCACAUCGCUCGAAGUCUUUUUGCGCAAUCUGCGAACCGAUCCCUCCCGCACGCUUUAUGUUUGUCACGCUUCCCGAAACGAUAUCUUGCUCGGCUUCCUUAUGGAAAGUCAGCAACGGCCGGACUGGGAAGCCGCGUUAGUUGUCACAGGCUGUCACGAUUAUCCCGUCAGUGACCAGGUUUUGCAAAUCAUCACUUCCAUGCCUUCGGCCCCACCGGUGCUCUUGGCAUCGCCACCGACGCGACAAGUCAUGCACGAUAUACACCACUUUACCCCAAAAUUGAAUUUUGAGGAUGGACACCGCGUCGAAGCCGCUGCCGCUCACUACGAACCCUACAUUGACUUCGAUCUUCUUUUGUCGAGGGUCGGAACGACGUCUACUGGCUCCUCGAAAUCUACGUCGAAAGCCGGCCUUGCAGUCGCAGUGCCGUAG